CAUGCAGGGGGAAGGUGCUAAAGUUCCUGUGUGGAUCCCCAUCAGUGCCAUCAGCACUUCACAGCAAGAGGGAUACCAUUUCCAUCAGGCUCAGUGGGUCAGUGGAACACGCGUCUCCACAGAGCCGUUCCAAGCCCAGGGGAUGACAGGGGUGGCACGGCGGAAUUAUCAGCGCCUGCUGGACUUGAAACAGCCAGAUGUUCACCUCCCAACUAUCUUUGAUCCAGCUUUAAUGGCAGAACUAAAUGCAGUCUCUGAAAAAGUGCUGGGGCAUGUGAAGUAUGCGGCUUUUCAUUUCACUGGCAGAGACACUGGGGAGAAGUUUAGCUUGGAAUAUGUUGAGCCUGGUUGCCGCCCAGUUCCUCUAGACUGGGAUAAGCACAGGAGCAAGACAGACUUAACACCUGCCCUGAAUCCCCCUCCUCAAAGCAGCCCACCCACUGCCCAGGCUGAGCUUCCUCAGUCAUCUUCCAGCUCACCAGCCAAGCUGUUUCAGUUUGCUGCAUGCCCUCCUGCUGUUAAACCAGACGUGACUCCAAGUUCAACUCCUGAGCCUCAGACACGGCCAGAAACCAGAAGUCCGCUGUCUCUCCCCUUGCUUUCCUCACCAUCUGGUGCACUGGACCUGUGAAGACAGGUAGGAGGGUGUUUGUGUUGGACCACAAGCGCUGGCCAACCCCUAUGAAAAAGGCUAUUGACGACCUGCUUAAUAAACACCGUGGCCAGAAGGACGUGCUCAAGCUUGUAGACCAGGACUAUGCUGGUCUAGUUCACAACUCCUGUAAAGACCCAAACAGCAUGCUCCACCCAACAGCCAAACUACAUAUUGCACAGUAUUUAAAGCACCUCAGCAAACUGUUAAACACCAGCUCCUCUUUAAACACCAGCCCGGAAAAACUGCAAGAGAGGCAGGAACUCUUGCACUCUCUGACCAAGGGGAGUACGACUACCAGUGUCUAUUGAGAAAAUAGUUAAAAACAUAAUGGACAAG
Perca fluviatilis (European perch) is the source of this 991-nucleotide messenger RNA. RefSeq lists its product as uncharacterized. The coding region runs from base 2 to 631 and encodes 209 amino acids. The transcript has 2 exons. The record is from RefSeq and is a predicted model, not a curated record. NCBI's taxonomy places the organism in Eukaryota, Metazoa, Chordata, Actinopteri, Perciformes, Percidae.